Molecule: messenger RNA, 897 nt
Organism: Saccharomycopsis crataegensis
Lineage: Eukaryota; Fungi; Ascomycota; Saccharomycetes; Ascoideales; Saccharomycopsidaceae
Gene: PHO13
Product: 4-nitrophenylphosphatase
Exons: 1
Coding region: 1-897 (298 amino acids)
Molecular function (GO): alkaline phosphatase activity; phosphoglycolate phosphatase activity
Source: RefSeq, a predicted model, not a curated record
AUGUCCCUCCCUCAGAAAAUUACCACAAAGGAGCAAGUUGAUGCUCUUUUGGACCAAUAUGACAACUUUCUUUUUGAUUGUGAUGGGGUCCUCUGGCUUGGGGAUCAUUUGUUACCCCAUGUUGUGGAAACGUUGGCCUUCUUGAAGUCUAAAGGGAAAAAGUUGAUCUUUGUGACCAACAACUCCACCAAGUCAAGAGAAAACUACUUGAAAAAGUUCGAGAAAUUUGGGGUUAAAGGGAUCACUAAAAGUGAUAUCUUUGGGUCAGCUUAUGCAACUGCAGUUUAUUUGGAUAAAGUGAUGAAAUUCGAUCAUACCAAGAAGGUUUGGGUUCUUGGCGGCCAAGGGGUUCAUGAUGAGCUUACAGAAUUGGGCAUUCAAUCCAUUGGUGGUACUGAUCCGGAAUUGGAUAAACCUUUUUCUGAUGAUUCUAAGUUCUUGAAGCUUGACCCAGAAGUGGGAGCAGUGAUCGCUGGAUUGGAUACUUCCAUUAACUACCAUAGAUUGUCCAUCACUUUACAGUAUUUGUUGGAUCCGAACGUGAUCUUUAUGGCUACCAAUAUUGAUUCUACUUUCCCUAGUCAUGGCAAAAUCUUGCCAGGGGCAGGCUCAAUUAUUGAAUCCGCGAUCUACUCCUCCGGCAGACAACCAACAGUUUGUGGUAAACCAAAUAUGAACUUACUCAAAGCCAUUCAAGCUGAGCACAACUUGAAUUUAGAGAGAUCUAUCAUGGUUGGUGAUAGACUUAACACCGACAUGAAGUUUGGUAAAGACGGUGGCUUGGGAACCUUGUUAGUCUUGACAGGUAUCGAGACAGAAGCCAAUGUCUUGAAGCAAGAUGGCACUCCAAAAUACUAUGCUGAUAAGUUGGGGGACUUGUACGAGUUACAAAAAUAA